AUGGGCUCCUCCUCUUCAUACCCCUCCAGCCAAAUUUCUCCCCAGCCAGACCGGAAUCCGCCCGGGAUCGCCCAAACUAAUCUGCCCCAUCGACCGGCCAGUCGAAAUAAAGCCUCAGACUCCGCUGCCAACACCGAUGCCCCUAUUCCCGAUGACGCGCAUGGAUCCGACCUGCCACUGACCAUGUCCGCGUCCGUGGUUUUAACCAGUCUACCACGGGACGCGCAUCAAGCACUAGCGGAUGCCGAGGCCAUCGAUACAGGAAAGGUCACCGUCCGCUUCCAACCUUUACCUGCAGCCCCGAUCUUGAAAACCCGCGUCUUCAAGAUCAGCGCUUCCCAGAAAUUCGAGACUGUGGUUAAUUUCCUGCGCAAGAAGCUGGACUGUAAGCCGUCUGAUUCGGUGAUUUGUUAUGUGAAUAGUACGUUUGCACCGGGGCUUGAUGAGGGCGUGGGGGGGUUGUGGAGGUGCUUUAAGACGGACGAGCAAUUGAUCGUGUCGUACUCGAUGACGCCCGCGUUUGGUUGA
This is a messenger RNA of Aspergillus affinis, 528 nucleotides long. Its product is annotated as ubiquitin-like protein ATG12. Gene Ontology annotation, biological process: C-terminal protein lipidation; nucleophagy; autophagy of mitochondrion. NCBI's taxonomy places the organism in Eukaryota, Fungi, Ascomycota, Eurotiomycetes, Eurotiales, Aspergillaceae. Gene Ontology annotation, cellular component: Atg12-Atg5-Atg16 complex; phagophore assembly site membrane; cytoplasm. The transcript is spliced from 3 exons. The coding region runs from base 1 to 528 and encodes 175 amino acids. The record is from RefSeq and is a predicted model, not a curated record.